Molecule: messenger RNA, 3646 nt
Organism: Ornithodoros turicata
Lineage: Eukaryota; Metazoa; Arthropoda; Arachnida; Ixodida; Argasidae
Gene: Nhe3
Product: sodium/hydrogen exchanger 7-like
Exons: 18
Coding region: 182-2224 (680 amino acids)
Biological process (GO): potassium ion transmembrane transport; sodium ion import across plasma membrane; proton transmembrane transport
Cellular component (GO): plasma membrane; recycling endosome
Molecular function (GO): potassium:proton antiporter activity; sodium:proton antiporter activity
Source: RefSeq, a predicted model, not a curated record
GGCUAUGAAAACAUAUGAUUUUGAAGAAGCCGGAGGAGUUGGCAUCCAAGUUCGCAGAAUCAACUCGGUUAACGUCAAUGCGUUGUGGUUUUCAAUUUGGUCAGUAAUGUUUCCAGUCCCACGCUGGUACCACGGUUCCGUGACGCGCACAUAAUAACGUGUGUAAAGAAAGGUGUUUGCAAUGGUGCUUCGCGUGACGAAUAAGAUGGCCGUCUACAAGGCAGUCGGCAUCCUUUCAUGUGUCGCCGUGUGCCGGGCAAGUGCCCCCAUCGAUAUUAAAAUGGACGAAAAAGCCCGACUUCUACAUCGAGUGGAUACAGUCAACAUACUAGUGUACACAUUUCUGUUGAUCCUCACCGUGUGCAUCAUCUGGUUGUUUAAACGGCGCCGAGCGAGGUUUCUCCACGAGACAGGACUGGCUAUUAUAUUUGGCCUGCUGGUAGGAUCAAUAAUACGUUACGCGAGUGAGGAGACGGAGGUCUCUCACCUACGAGUGCUGCCCGUGAAGGGCAGCAACUACAGUGACAGCUUCCCUCCAGACAACGUCUUUGUCGUGCUGGAGAUCAGCAAGCCAGACCUGGGCAGGAAGGAAAACAAGACGUAUGCCUACAACUUCAGAGGGGAGCUCACGGAUGUCGAGGGCAGGAAACUCAAUCAAAAGGCGACGUUUGACCCAGAAGUAUUCUUCAACAUCAUUUUACCCCCAAUCAUUUUCAAUGCCGGUUACAGUUUGAAACGGAAAUUCUUCUUUAGAAAUUUGGGCACGAUCAUGACUUAUGCCUUCGUUGGAACAACCAUAUCCUGCUUCGUUGUUGGAGUCAUCCUAUACGCAUUCCUUCUCUUGAUGCCUCAUCUAGAGUUUACAUUUAAUAACUGCCUAUUCUUUGGUGCCAUCAUUUCGGCCACCGACCCAGUGACAGUGCUGGCUAUCUUUCACGACCUGCAUGUGGAUGUCAAUCUGUACGCCCUGGUCUUUGGGGAGGCAAUCCUCAACGACGCAGUCGCCAUAGGGCUCGUGUCGGCCAUAUCCAGUUACGAAGAAAACAACAAUGAGGGCAAGGAAUUUGAAGUGGCCGCAGCUUUCAAGGCAUUUGGGAACUUCGUCUACAUCUUUCUUUGUUCUUUCAUGAUUGGAUCUGUGACUGGCUGUGUCACAGCACUCAUCACCAAGUUCACCAAGCUGUGUGACUUUCCCUUACUGGAAAGCUGCCUGUUUGUACUCAUGUCGUACACUUCGUUCCUGAUAGCGGAAGCCCUCGACUUGACGGGUAUUGUGGCAGUCCUCUUCUGUGGCAUCUGCCAGGCCCACUACACAUACAACAACCUCUCCGUAGAGUCUAGGCAGAGAACAAAACAGCUCUUUGAGCUGUUGAACUUCCUAGCAGAAAAUUUCAUCUUCAGUUACAUAGGAGUGUCAAUGUUCACAUACAAGAAGCACAGAUGGGAUGCAGGGUUUAUCCUUGUCGCUUUCCUAGCCAUUGCUGUUGGUAGAGCCAUUUACAUUUAUCCGUUGACAUUCCUCCUGAACCUCGGGAGGACAAACAAGAUUCCUAUGGCGUUCCAGCAUGUGCUCUUUUUUUCAGGGCUACGCGGUGCCAUGGCUUUUGCACUGGCCAUAAGGAACACGCUGUCUGAACAGCGGCACCUCAUGCUCACGACGACGUCGCUCAUCGCUAUUGUCACUGUGAUUGUUUGUGGGGGAUUCUCUACUCAGCUGCUAGCAUGGCUCAACAUUCCAGUUGGCAUCGAAGAAGAGCAUGAAAUGCUGCAGUUCACUGGAGUGAGGCCCAACUAUGAAGCAGCUCCAAAUGGGGCGGCGACUCCCCCAGUGCAGACACCACCUGAACUGCGUAGCCCAGAGAACAAGACCCCUUAUGAGAAGGCUUGGCUGGUGCGCAAGUGGUACAACUUUGAUGUCAAAUUCAUGAAGCCCCUGCUGACUCACAGUAGGCCGACACUGUUGGACACAUUGCCAGCGUGUUGCCUGCCCUUAGCUCACGUGCUCACUUCCACGGAGCAGCUAACACAGGAUGAUGCAGGACGGCGCAGGGACGAGGACUCUGACACAGACCUCUGCCUGGACGAAGACUUCCAAGUUCCGGAGCGCAACAGUGCCUCACUGCGGGGAUCUCUGUCCAGGAAUGACUCUGUGGAAGAUUUGGGUCUCUGUGGUAGAACUGGCACACGUGUACGUUUGGCAGGAUUUCGAGGGGAAGCUCUGUAGACGAGGAAGGACCGGAUUCCCCCUGUGGCUGCCGCUGCAUGUUGCUGCAUGACUCAUGUCUCUCUUCAUCUUGCUUGCUUCUCUUGUGUUGGACGUGUUGAAGGGAUCAUCGGUUUUGCGUCACAAAAAACACUAUGGGUUAACUCUGCGGAUUGGACGAUUAGUCCCUGUCCAUCACCAAAGAUACCCACGCUGUAUAUAUAUGCUGAGUGAAUAAUAUUGGCCUUUCUGGUGCAGCACUGUGAUUUGGGUUGCACGAAGGAAUAUUGCGUGUUUUACAUAUUUCAGGACGGAAUGCUUUCCUAAGUUAAUCGAGGAGGACGAAUGUCCCUAUUUGUGACACAUGGGAGUUUCAUGCUAAGUCACUGCUCACUGCUGUUGUUGUCUGAGAAUGCCUUCUUAUAAUGAGCUCUGGGUUUGUCUCUUGUGGUAGAUAUACCUACUGUCGAGAGCAUUUUGCAUUAGCCCGUUUCUUCACGUAUGUGAUAAUGAGCCGUAUAUUUUCUGACUGAAAUGUCACAUAUGUUAGCCCCGCAAUCAAUUUGUGUCCGCAACGUGCCAUUUGAGAGCAGUUGUCCCCCGAUAUAAACAAUUAGAAAUGUGCUUUACUGUAAUGGAGUCCCGUGCAACUGUUUAACCUCAAUUCCUUUGAAAGCUUUGAACUUUUAAAUGUGGACACAACCAAGGCCCAUCCUUGUUGCAGCAACAAAGUGUAGUAUGAACUCAACUAAUUAUGCACUGAAGAACUGUAAAAAAAUAACACUGAAGCUUUCUAAAUAUGUACAAGCUUUUGCAUGGGGCACCACACACUUAAAACAGAACUUCACCACAUAGCUCGGUGAAGGCAAACCAUUGCACAUAAUGAUGCAUUUAUCACUCCUGAUUUGUGGAAAGCGUGGGGCAUACACCUUUUUGGACAGUUAACAUAACUACGUAAGCGUCACACAAAGGCGUGCACCUCACAUUUUUAGCCAAUCAGGGGGAUAGAACUGUGUCAUUGGGGAUGGUGGUUGGAAGAGUUGAAGAAUGUAGAGGGUUGGGUCAAGGUCCACUUGGAAGAAGUAACAGCAAAAAUAUAAAACACUGAAGCUUGGUUGGCUAAGAGCACGCUAUGCAGUGAAGUUCUGUUUUAAUAGUGUGGGCUGACUAAUGGUAACUGCAACAAAACUGCCUUUUUCAAUACAGAAGGAACGCGUCUGUUCCAAACUCCCAAACAUACUCUGUGUCCACCAUAUGUGGUGUACCUUUUCACUGACGAGUCGAAUGAUCAAGACAAAGGAGAGUGUAUUGAGCCAGAACCUCCGACAUAGGGCUGACAUAUGCGGCUGAUUGGUGUCUCAAGAAAAUCCCUUAUGCAUUACAUAUGUUUGAUGUGUGUGGAUGCUUUCCAUCACAACGAGUAAAGAGUAUGUCUGCAUGCGA